Molecule: messenger RNA, 1552 nt
Organism: Dermacentor andersoni
Lineage: Eukaryota; Metazoa; Arthropoda; Arachnida; Ixodida; Ixodidae
Source: RefSeq, a predicted model, not a curated record
AGGCCUUCCGUUGCGGCUGUUGGUGCGGUAGGCGCACACGGCGCAAGUUUGUGUGGCCGUGAAAGCGCGUGUAGAGACCGCGAACGCGUUCAAAAUUGGUUAUCUCUCUUGCUCGCGCGAACGAGAAUAAUGCGGCGGCAUCUAUAACUUUCACAUCGCCGUUUGAACAUCGUACUCUAUCAGGAGGUGACAGAGUCGCAAGACUUUGCCGCACCCAUCAACACGCGGUGCAACAGCCAUCGGAAACAACAGUGCGACGUAUGGACGUCCGCGCGUAGUGCGUCGCCCUUCACCUUCCUUUUCGGAUGCGUCCUAUCGUCUGAAUCCGAUGUGCGGAGCCACCACUGUCACGGCUGUCACGUCGUCGUCUGCUCGACCGUGGACCGCGCGCCGCUCGGAAGUGACGUCAUCGUGCGACUCGCGCGUGCGCCUUUCGUCGCGGGAAAAGCGAGCCGUUGUCGUCUGCACGGCAUCGCGCGUUGUCGUCUGCGUGCCACGCCAGACAGCCGCAUCUUCGAAACCGACGACGAACCGAAGUGACCGACGCCGAAACAAUGCAGCUGUCAUCACGUUUUCUACGGUGUGAUCUAUCGUGAAAUCCAACUCCUUGCAUCAAUUUUCUUUUUGUCGCUAAGUGUGGACAGCGCUGCGGGAUUCGAAUCCGGUUUCCGCAGCGAAACUACGGAUGCCACUGUUCCGUCUGGGCGAACGGUGGACGUAUAUUCCUUCUGCCAGCUGCGAGCGUGUUUGCAAACAGCUGCAGGAUUCCGAUUUCGCUUCCAACGCUCCGAUGGUGCGCGUGUGUGUCAGCGACUGUUUCUACUGAAUGUGACGCGCUGCUUCCGGUCUUCAGGGCCACUGACUGGCUCAUCUAGCGCAUCCAGACUGUGGCGGACGCGCGCACUUCCGAUUUGUCCGUCGGAAGCGAAACCCUACCCUGCGAGAAACGACUUCCGCAUCGAGUUCGACCGGCGCUUUAGGUUUUUGUCACCGGAUAAUCAUCUCUCCGUGCAGUGAGCCUGACGUCAGGUCUUCAAGGUGACGACGCCGGCGCGCCAAUUUUAGUUGCCGUGUUCCGGACACUACGGCCGUCGUGCUCAGCGGCUGCUGUUAUUCUGGUGUUGUGUAUCGUGAGUGCGGCCAGAGGAAGACGACAGACAUGGCAGCGGUCGUGCAAAGAAGGCAGAUUAGGAGGCCCGCGGGUCUUUCGGGCAUCGCGGCCCCCAAGACAUCGACGAGCUGCAACAGUUCACGGUCCGGGUCACCGCACACCGGCUCCUUCAUCCCGCAGCCAAAGUCCGCAGUCGUCACAAGGGACCGCACAGCAAACAGCGAUAGGUCCAGGCCUUCCUCGACCGCAUCGUCGUCGUCCAUCUCGCACCUGCCCGUGAAGAACGCUGGCGUUCCGGUGCGCCAGCCAGCAGCCGCCGGCCCAGUCCAACGGACCGGGCAACGGUCACGUGAUCCCCAAGGGAUCGCACAUCGCCUCCGCCCACCACAACGGGGCCGUCGUCGCCAACCACAACAACAACGCCGUCAAUCACCACGGUAG